Molecule: messenger RNA, 481 nt
Organism: Schizophyllum commune H4-8
Lineage: Eukaryota; Fungi; Basidiomycota; Agaricomycetes; Agaricales; Schizophyllaceae
Exons: 1
Coding region: 111-359 (82 amino acids)
Source: RefSeq, a predicted model, not a curated record
AGUCGAGCGACGUGCGCGUCCGUUAAUCGAGGCGACGAUGAGCGCGUCCGCUGGAGGAGAGAGAUGAGCGUCCGCCUGUCGAGCGACGAAGGCGUCCAGCCAGUCAGUCGAUGAGCGCGGCCGCCGGUCAAUCAGGCGAUGAGCUCGUCUGUCGAGCGAGCGACCAUGUAGCGCGUCCGUCAAUCGAGCGACGAGCGCGUCCGUCCGCCGAGCGAGCGACUAGCGCGUACGCCUAUCGAUCGGGCGAGGAGCGCGCACGCCUAUCGAGGCGACGAGGGCUACAUGCGCGUCUGCCGGUCUAUCGAGCGAGCGACGUGCGCCUACGCCAGUCGAGCGAGCGACGGGGGCGUCUGCCCUAGUCGGUCGAGCGACGUUGAGCGUCUGCUGGUCGAGCGACGUGCGCGUCUGCCUGUCGAUCGAGCGAGCGACGUGCGCGUCCGGCCAUCGAGCGAGCGGAAAGCGCGUCCGCCGAUCGAUCGAU